Messenger RNA from Ictalurus punctatus (channel catfish), 3965 nucleotides. Its product is annotated as insulin-like growth factor-binding protein 3. Gene Ontology annotation, cellular component: extracellular region. Gene Ontology annotation, biological process: regulation of insulin-like growth factor receptor signaling pathway. The transcript is spliced from 4 exons. Gene Ontology annotation, molecular function: insulin-like growth factor II binding; fibronectin binding; insulin-like growth factor I binding. The record is from RefSeq and is a predicted model, not a curated record. Lineage: Eukaryota; Metazoa; Chordata; Actinopteri; Siluriformes; Ictaluridae. The coding region runs from base 177 to 1034 and encodes 285 amino acids.
AAACGCGUCUCACGUGGCCGAUUGGCGAAACCCGUGACGCUAAACUUGAACAUCUUUGGGCAUUAUUAUUAUUCUUAGUAGUAUUAGUAUUAGUAUUAUUAUUAUUUUAUAAGAAUAAUUAUUAUAAGAAUAAUAAUUAUUAUUAGAUUUUUUUUUUUUUUUUCAUCUCCGUGAGCAUGGUGAACGCGCUCCGCUCCCUGCUCGUGUCCGUGAGUCUGGCCGCGGUGGCGCGCCUGUCCUCCGCCGUGGGAGCGGUGAUCCGCUGCGAGCCGUGUGACGCCGGAGCGCGGACGCUGUGCGACCCCGUGCCCGAGGACUGCGUGGAGCGGGUGCGCGAGCCGGGCUGCGGUUGCUGCGUGACAUGCGCGCUGGCCGAGGGUCGAGCGUGCGGGGUUUACACGGGGCGCUGCGGUGCGGGGCUGGUCUGCCGACCCCGGCCGGGCGAACCGAGGCCGCUGCACGCGCUGCUGGAGGGACGUGGGGGGUGUGUGAAUCAGACCGCACCUCCUCCCGUCAGCGCGCGACAAGUCGAGAGUGCCAGGAUGCCUGAGGAAGAUUCCAGCAGCAACACAACAAGUCCGUCGGUGCCAGCUGGACACGAGCAGUCAACGGAUGUCUUUCCCUCCCUCGGUCAGCGUCCCCCACCCUACUGGCGUAACCCUAAAUCUAAGGACCUCCAACGUGAGCAACUCCGGAAGAGCCAGAGCUUCAAAAUAGAGGAACCUCUGGCAGUUGCCCCUUCCAACCAUGAGAACAUCGCCUUCGAGUCCAAGCAUGAGCGAGAGUAUGGUCCAUGCCGAAUCGAAAUGGAUGGCAUACUUAACAUGCUGAAGAUCACCGACAAGGUGAACCCCCGAGGCUUCCGCAUCCCAAACUGUGACAGGAAAGGCUUCUACAGGAAAAAACAGUGCUGGCCGUCUAAGGGCCGAAAACGCGGCAUAUGCUGGUGCGUAGACAAAUACGGCCAGCCCCUUCCAGGCUUCGAUGGAAAGGAGAGAGGAAAUGCGCAGUGCUACACCAUGGACAGCCAAUAGAAAAGAGCAGACGGGUGAAGGAACGAGAACGCGAGAUCGAUGGAGUGUGUGUGUGUGUGUGUGUGUGUGUGUGUGUGUGUGUGUGUGUGUGUGUGUGUGUACACUGAAGAAUCUCCACACUCAGACCCUCCAUCUCAGACUCGUACUGUACGUCGGUCCUCCUGGGAAAAAAAUAUCGAUGGGGGAGCUUAAAAUUCUAGGCUUUCCUGAGCUUCCACGAGCUCUAAUUUAUUUCUGUGCUCCACGCGUUUGCAGCAGUGGAACCCUAGAUGCUUGCAGGAGAGAAAGAAUUUGAUGGAUGAAGGGAUGUGGGUAUGUCUCAGGAGGCAGUAGAGCUGUAAUGAGUGGACGCAAUUGAGACGAGGCUGACCGCAAAAAAAAAAAAAAAAAAAAAAGAGGACAUGGAAGAAGGCACUACCGCUACAGAGCACUUCCUAAAAGUUGUGUGUGUGUGUGUGUGUGUGUGUGUGUUAUGUGUAUGUGGCUAUUAUAAUAACUUUACCAUGUUCAUACCUAUCAGUGGCUUUUCAAAGCUUAGUUUCACCGUUAAUACACACCUGUUGCGUAAAAUCGGGAAUUAGAACAAAAGAGUGAAUCGAUUGAAACGGAUUCCGUAUCACGAGCAUGUGCAUGAUGCAUGAGUACAGCGUGGGUAUAAACUCACCAUAUCAGGACUCAUCAUAAAACCUUCAUGGCUUCCAUAUCCACUUCCGUAUUAUUUCCUCUGCAUAUACAAUAUGUCUUAACCGUCGGUCUGAAAACGUCCUAUAAACAUGCCUGCAAUCACUUUAAGAGACAUUCUAAACAUAGCAACGCUUUUUUUCUUGCUCGAGUGACAGCCGGCCAUUUUUCUGGCUUUUAAACAAGUGUGUGAAGCUGAACUCUUUCCAGAAGACGUCCUUGUUCCACGCACCCUAACAUGAGCCAAAAUACGAUGUGUGUUUUUUUUUUUUUUUUUCCCCCAGACUGUGUAUAGAAAGAUUGUCAUGAUGUCACUAGAUUUUGCUUCAUUGCAUUAUCUUUCUAGGAAGUGAUGUUUGUUAUGAAAUUUCUGACUGUGGCUUUAAAUGUAUGCUGGAAUUUUUGGAUCACUUGCUCAGUCUUUUUUUUUUUUUUUUUUUUUCCCCUUUCUCCUUUCAAUGUUCUCACAACAGCCAACUGACUUAACGGUGUAAAAAUCCCCUAAUAGAGUAGAAUUCUGAAAAACCUCCAUCUGGCAUAAAACGUUCACAUUCCCAACUUGUGUAAAAAAAAAAAAAAAUUGGACAAUUCCUAACUGUUGUGAAAGUCUAAAACUUACAAAUAGUGUAAAAUUGUAAUAAAUAAAUAAAUAAAUAAAUAAAUAGAUAAAGCUCCGACGGUGUAAAAUAAAUAAAUAAAUAAAUAAUUUUUAAAAUGGUGAAAUCUUCAACUGGAGUAAAAUUCAAGAGCCUCUGACCUGUGUAAAAUUGGAACAUUCACAACUGGAGUCAAAUACUAAAACUCUCGCUAGCAUAAGCUUGUCAAAUCCCCAACUAGAUUAAAAACUCCAACAGGAGUGAAAACUCUAAGACUAGCAUAAAAUUCCCCAAAUAGAGUCAAAUUCAAAAGCAUCCAACUAGUGUACUACUAUAAACAAUGCCCUGGAGUUAACUGGAGUUCAACUGUAAAAUCUCCAAAUCCUAAAGUGCAAUAAAACUCAGACACAUUCCAUUUGUGUACGAUUCGCAAUUCGAGUGAAACUAGCGGAUGUAAAACUGUCAGAUGGUCACUUAAUGUAAAAUUCAUAAACUUUAGCUGGCGUCAAAAAAUUUUCAAUUCCCAACUGGCGUAAAAAAUCUUACUCCGUCCAACCGGUGCAAAUUUGUUAACGUCCUCAGCUGACGUGAACUUGAUUAAAAUGCUAACAUAGCCAAUGACGAGCUGAAACGUUUUAGCUUAUACACGUUUACACGUGUUCCAGUUUGGAGCCGAUGAUGGGGUCUGCACGUACUUUAUCCAUUAUUUCUAAUUCUAGAAAUCCAGUGAACUUUUUCUAACUGUUCCAUUCCUUCGUCUUGAGUCAGGUUUGGUAAAUGAAUCCUGAAAGACCCGAGGAAACGAUUCGAUCUCUGUGAAAACUGAAGCCGAAAGGCGUUCCAGUUUGAUGCGAAUCUUUUUUGCCAUCUGUAAAAGUCCGACAAACCUGCUUCGAAGAAUCAUCCGGAGUCGACGUGUAAUCGGGAAUUAUUACUUUUAAAAUAAAAUUUUUAAAUAUUUGAUUUGCUACAUUAAAAUCGUAUUGUAAGCCCAAACCCUACAGCGCUACCCAAGCCGGGUCACUAGGUCAGCUACAUACAAUGCUAAUUACUUAGCUAGCGCAUUAUAAAGCCCGUGUGAAUCUGUAAAUAGUUCGGAGUACAAAUCGGCGAAGCAACUGUUUCGACAACUUGACGAGAGUCUGAUCAAAUUCGCAUUAAAAUACGAGGCCAAAGACUUUAAUCACUGCACACUCUUCGCUUUAUUUUCGAUGUUUCUUUUUCACUUUUUUUUUUUUUUACAUUUUUUAAAUUCUUUUGUGACCAAAGGCAAACUUUGCUGCGAACAGGGAAACUUAGUACACAUUAAGCACCUACUCAGGCUUCUAGUGAUAUUCAAAUGCUUCAAGUACAGUACAAUGUAGCUAAGAGUAUGGCUUUUCUUUUUUCUUUUCUUCAUUAUACUGGCUUGUUUUGGACUAAAUCCCCAUAGUGAUAAGCUAUAAGUAAGAAAAUAAACAAGAAACCAAAUCUGCUACCUGGGGACAUUACAGCACACCAUGUGUAAACAGUAUUUUGACAUUUAUUAACUUGUGUGGCUAGAUUUUUAAAAAAAAAUUUUUUAUAAGUGUCAGGUUAUUCCCAGUGCCUUAAAACAGGGAGAUAUAUCUGUGUAUAUUUUUACUUUCAACAAUUAAAGAUCUAAUUUAAGGAA